Messenger RNA from Paramuricea clavata, 4555 nucleotides. NCBI's taxonomy places the organism in Eukaryota, Metazoa, Cnidaria, Anthozoa, Malacalcyonacea, Plexauridae. The record is from the annotation of a GenBank genome assembly.
GUGGAAAUAAAUGUUAAUGGUUAGACACACACGAUUCAGUCAGUCUGUCAGCGUUUUAUACGAUUAUCUAACCGGCCAUUCUCAGUGCAUGGCUGUAUGCCGAAGCAUAGGCCGAAGUAAGCGAACGUUCAUCGUCUGACGAGUCUAUAAACAUAGUUUCUUUUUAACAAACGAGAACUUUCCUGACACAAUUUGUUUCAUUUGACAAAUGUAUACCAAGAGGUUUACCCUCAUUACUAUUGUCUAAAAACUUAACUGUUAUUGACAUAAUUCGGAUUAUCGAAUGUUCACAACUUAUCAAGUCAUGGCUGUGCGUUACACAUGAGAGUGUCCCAAAAAAGUCCCCCUUUAGAAAUCACUCCAUGACUUGUGCGUUAUUAUACCUUUGGUACAUUACAACUUCCCUCCGUCCAAAUAAUUUAACACUUCGGUUACACUUUGUGUUAAGGUAUAAGUUGUUACGACACAUACUGUAUUUUUAUUACUCGUUGCUCUGUAGUCAGUUGAACCAUUCUUACUCGAAAUGACAGUAAGACGAAUUGGUAAUUUGAAAUUUUUGUGUUGGGAAUUUAAAAUAGCUUCUAUAAAGGCCUGAUUCCACGGGCGCUUUUUCUCGGCGAAAUGCGAAAUAUUUCGCCUGUAGUCUUUUGAAUUGUGGGCAAUCAAGUAGAAAUAAUUUAUUCGAGUGGUCGCAAUUCAAAAGAAACAGGCGAAAUAUUUCGCAUUUCGCCGAGAAAAAGCGCCCGUGGAAUCAGGCCUUAAAACGAAGAGCAGAGGUAUCACAACGCACGUUUAACAACAAAAGAGUGAUUUCUAUAGGGGGACUUUUUUGGGGGAUGUACACCUUGUGUAUUCAUUCCAAAACAACUUAAUCAUGCAUGGUUAAGAUAUCCAGAACAGCGUUUUAGGCUUGGAAACCAUUAUGCCCUUGUAUGUAGAAGGCCGGUUUUGUAGUUGGAAAUUUCGAACGUGAAUUUUGUACAAUUAUAAGACCCGACCAGGAGCAGUUGCAAAAUAUGCAAAUAUAGCAGUAUAGGCCCUCUGGCAGGAAUAGAACCUGCGACCAUGCCGUACCGGUGCAGUGCUCCAACCAAUUGAGCUACAGUGACACCGGCCUACACUGGCUACAGACCAGUUUUCGAGCUCUCACCGCAAGUUCAUGUAUACAGGGUGCGAUAAUUCGCGUACUUACGUUCCAGAGGUACGUCAAUAUUACGGUCUAGUACUUUUGUCUUUUCAACCAGGUAUAGGUACGCGGAACUCUUAUUAUCUGCGUACUUAACUUUUUGCUUGUACCAUUUGACUUUUCCAAGCCCAAGUUAUUCAAAACCAUAAUUCAGUCGGAAUAGAAGCAUGACUAGGCAUUAAACAUAAUUGUAGUAUUUGUGUAUCUAACUACUACUUUCAGGUUAGUGAAUGAAUACCUUUAAAAACCUGUACAUUAUGCAUGUGCUUCAUUCUAAAGACUAAGUACAUCUUGGGUCUUACGUUUGUACCAGCUCAAGUACGCGGCAAUAACCAUUGGAGUACCAAUCAGGUAAUACUAAAAAUUUUGAAUUAUCGCACCCUGAAAAUGUCCAUCGAGUGUAGAUGCCCAAAAUCCUGAUAUUUACCAUUAUGCCCUAUUUUUGUUGAAGAAACAAAUGUAACAAAUUACCGCAAGUAUUGUUACAUAGAAAUGAACAAACACGUAUGUAAUUCUAGAUUCCCCUUAUUACGUUUUCGUAGCGCUUUGCAUUGUGGUUAUAGUGGUAUCACUGAUAAAGAUAGCGGCCUCGAAUGAAAAUAUUGAAUGUUUUCGCGAAUAUUUUGCUGUUGGCUAUCGCGCACCUGACCCUAGCUUUUUCUAAAAGUUCUUGCACGGGUCGGGACAAAAAGUAAGCCAUCUUGAAGUAUCUUGAACAUCUGCAGUGAUACCACUAUAACCACAAUGCAAAGCGCUACGAAAACGUAAUAAGGGGAAUCGCGAAUUUAAAUUGAAAAAUAUAUUAUUGUAAAGUUUAUAUUAUCGAAAUCAUCUUAAAAAGCCUACAAAGAUAGCUCCGAUAAGUUUCGAUUCUCUUUGGAUGCUGCAUAUGCCACUGUACAGGAUGCCACGUAAUUACCCUUGAGAGUCUCCGCACCACGAAAUGCAACUUUUUAGUAUUGUAGUUGUUUGUAUAAUGGUAAAUUUACAGUACAAUUUUUAAAAGUCGCUUUUCACGUUGUUUGAACAGGGGAUUCAAGGUUUCCGACGCCAUAAUGAAACACAAUACAGGGUGAGUAAAAAAAACUGAUACCUUCGCGGCUAAUUUGAAUAACAAAGGUGUCAGUUUCUUUUUACUCACCCUGACGUGCGACAGACGUGUGCUUUUCGCUCCGCUAUAUUUUUAUAUAUUUUGAAUAAAAUCUUAGUUUUUAAUCAACUAUGAAUUAUCUUAACGGUCUAUCUUACGACAGUGGAACAUAUGUAUGGCUUAAAACCUUUGAGGAAUUAGAAAGGUUUGUUCUAGAAGCACUAAACUUGAAAGGCAAAUGGAAAUCCCCUGGAGGCGACGUUAAAGUUUUCAAAAGCGAAGGAGAAGGGGAAUAUAUGAUUAAAUGGCGUGGUCCUCGUUCGAAAAAGCUGGUUAUACAGAGUGAUGAUGCUGAAGAGAAUCUAAAGUUGAAGCUCGAAAGCUUGAUAAAUCGGGACCCGAAAGAUGUAAAUCCCUCAUGCGAAGCAUCAACGAAAGAGGUUUGUAGUAGUGUUAAUGAGCUGACUGAACCAUCUGUAUCGCAGUUUGAUGGCUUGAAAGCAGAUAUUGCUACCCUAGUGGACAUUACGAGUGAUCUAAUAACUGAAAUUAACUCUAUGCGAUCUAAACAAAAAGACUUUGAGUCUGUUAUUCGCAAGCAAGACAGCGAGAUAUGUAGACUUAGCGAAGCAAAUUUGCUCCUUGCGUCAAGCUUGCGGUCUCUUGGGAAUUCAACAUUCAAAGUAAUGAAUAUCAAUCCUAUGACCAACAGUCCCACUAAUAGUAUGAGAAAUACCACCUUUAAUGACCCUACAACUACUGAUAAGGAUCCGCUAAUUGACCCUAACAUAUACACCUCCCAUACCAUUGGACCAACUUUAUUUAAUGAAUUUAAUAUCUACGACGAGUUUAGGAAUAUAGCAAGUGACCGGCCUAGCGUUCUAAACUCCGACUUAAAUCAGUCAACUGAAGACAUUAUAAAUAUAUCCCAUAAUGAAACUGAUAUACAUAAUGAGUCAGUUCUUAUUGUUAAAGAUCAACCUAGCGUCUCGAAUACCGAUCUCGUAAAAAACUGCACACUAACUGAAGCUACUAAUCUAAAUAAAGCCAGUAAAACUAAGUCAACAACGGGUAAAUUUAAUACCAGCACAUCUCGAUUAGGUAAUGGACGUUUUAACCGAAUGACACCUAAACGCCCAAAACAUUUAACCCCGUGUCCAUUCCUGAGGAAAAGAAAAUUCUGUAAAAAAGGCAAUAAUUGUGACUUCCUACAUCAGAAACCUCAAUUUUAUAAUAACAUCCAACGACCCUCCUAUAAGAUAAUGGACAAAGCUGCCUCCUCACCCAGUUUUCAUUACUCCCCUUUUCCUGUGAAUCCCUAUUAUUUCCCUCCAUUUCGAUCCCCAAUAUACCACCCCACAUCCCAACCUUUUCCAUACCCUCCUUCAUUGAGGUCAGUACAAACAACAGGAUAUUGAGUACUGAUAGACAUCCGCGUAAUGGUCGUUGUCACCGUGCUCGUACUCACAACCCUUCAAACUGUGUCUACGUGUCUGUACAUAGAACUAACUUAAAUUCAGAUUCUCAUACAAAAUUCCUACGUUUCGCCAAUGUUAAUGCGAGAUCUCUUAAAAACAAAACAGCCGAAAUCGUUGAUCAUGUUUUGAGCAACAAUAUUGAUGUGUGUAUUGUGACUGAGACCUGGUUAAAAGACGUUGACACUGUUAGCAUAGCCGCGCUUUCUCCCCCUGGUUACUCUUUUAAAAACCUUCCUAGACAAUCUAACAGAAUGGGUGGAGGCACUGGCAUUAUGUUUAAUACCAAUUUUAAAGUUACUUUAAUUGACGGAGGUGAAAAACGAUCUUUUGAAUACUCUGAAUGGAACUUGGCUUUACUCAACCGUACGAUUAAAACAUUAGCAGUCUAUCGUCCACCUUAUUCACAAACUCACCCUGUUUCUUCAAGCGUUUUCUUCGAAGAAUUCUCCAACUUACUGGAGAGCAUUGUUAUGUGCACAGAAGUAUUAGUAAUCUCCGGUGACUUUAAUUUCCAUCUCGAUGAUCCGUCUGAUACUGACGCGAAAACAUUUACUGAUUUAUUGGAAACUUUUGGCUUAUUACAACAUGUUACUGUACCAACUCACUCGUCUGGGCAUACCCUGGAUCUUCUAAUUUCGAGAUCAUCCAAUGACAUUAAUAUUCACCUAGUCAAGACUACUUUCUUUUUGUCAGAUCAUUGUUUUGUUGAAUGCAACCUCUCUUUUCCUCGCCCGAAUCUUGUGACAAAGGAAAUUCAGUUUCGUAAGACAAAUCAUUUGAAUCUUCAGGCCUUCAAAGCUG